GGUGCCUACUACGUUUCAUAUGCGUAUGUAUUGGCCGAUACCUCUUUUGCUGCCUACAGAACAAGACAAGCCGGAGGUACAAACACAGAUAUAGCCCGUGUAGCCUCACACACACUUGUGUUCCAAGGGCUUGCGUCCUUAGCGCUACCGGCUGUCAUCAUUCACACACAAGCCUCACACACACCAGUGCACCAGGAGUGUUCACUACUGGCGGUGUCUAGUGAUACCGAUUACGCGCGAGUUGAAAAGACAUGUGCAGGUGUAUACAUGUAG
Molecule: messenger RNA, 273 nt
Organism: Sphaeroforma arctica JP610
Lineage: Eukaryota; Ichthyosporea; Ichthyophonida
Exons: 2
Source: RefSeq, a predicted model, not a curated record